AUGACUAGAAAAGCUCGCUCUCAAUUGCUAGUGCUGGACCGUGGCUUCGACUGCGUGUCCCCACUUCUUCAUGAAUUGACCUUACAAGCUAUGGCCUAUGACCUUCUGCCUAUAGAAAAUGAUGUUUACAGGUAUGAAGCAUCUCAAGGUCAGGUGAAGGAGGUACUGCUUGACGAGAACGACGAACUCUGGGUGGAGCUGCGUCACCAGCACAUCGCAGUGGUCUCCACCUCCGUCACCAAGAACCUUAAGAAGUUCACAGAGUCAAAGCGCAUGGGAGGAGGCGACAAGCAGUCGAUGCGCGACUUGUCACAGAUGAUAAAGAAAAUGCCUCAGUACCAGAAGGAGCUCUCGAAGUACGCGACUCAUCUGCGCCUCGCUGAAGACUGCAUGAAGGCAUACCAGGGAUAUGUUGACAAGCUGUGCAAGGUUGAACAGGAUCUUGCCAUGGGUACUGAUGCAGAAGGAGAGAAGAUCAAAGAUCAUAUGAGAAGCAUUGUACCAGUCUUGCUUGAUCAGACGGUAACCAACUAUAACAAGAUGCGCAUAAUUGCCCUCUACAUAAUGUCUAAGAAUGGCAUUUCCGAAGAGAACCUGAACAAGUUGGUGACACACGCGCAGCUCGAGCCGGCCGACAAGCAAGCGCUGCUUAAUCUUGCCAAUCUUGGUCUUAAUGUCGUCGUUGAUGGUAACAGAAAGAAGCAAUACCAGGUGCCUAGAAAGGAGCGCAUCACAGAACAAACGUAUCAGAUGUCGCGAUGGACGCCAAUUAUCAAGAAUCAUAGAUGA
Messenger RNA from Papilio machaon (common yellow swallowtail), 789 nucleotides. Its product is annotated as protein ROP-like. Bases 1 to 789 code for a protein of 262 amino acids. Gene Ontology annotation, cellular component: plasma membrane; secretory granule. The record is from RefSeq and is a predicted model, not a curated record. The transcript is spliced from 7 exons. Gene Ontology annotation, biological process: vesicle-mediated transport; neurotransmitter secretion; intracellular protein transport. NCBI's taxonomy places the organism in Eukaryota, Metazoa, Arthropoda, Insecta, Lepidoptera, Papilionidae. Gene Ontology annotation, molecular function: syntaxin binding.